AUGAACUUUGAUAAAACUGAGCAAAAUGCAGCAAUGAUGGAACAGGAACUGACUUCAGCAACUUCCUUGAAAAUCAUCUUCAACCUCUGGACGAUGGGCAUGGACCACACCAGAUACACCAGCCGUCAGUAUGAUGGAAAAGGGAAACCACUGCCAGAGUACCAUGCAAAAAUCUCUGGAUUUGAUGAACGGAUACGUGUAAUGGAAUCCUUGAGGAAGCCAAAACGUAUAACAAUCCGAGGCAGUGAUGAACAGGAGUAUCCUUUUCUUGUCAAAGGUGGUGAAGACCUGCGACAAGACCAACGUAUUGAGCAGCUGUUUGAUGUAAUGAACAUUAUCCUUUCGCAAGAUGCUACAUGUAGCCAAAGGAAUAUGCAGUUAAAAACUUACCAGGUCAUCCCCAUGACAACAAGACUGGGACUCAUCAAGUGGCUGGAAAAUACUUGUACUUUAAAAGAAUUCCUUAAGAAUAGCAUGUCUGAAAAGGAAGACAUCAACUAUAACAGCGAAAAAGGACCUCGUGCUACCUAUUCUGAGUGGCUGUCCAAGAUGGGUGGGAAGGUGCAAGGCAUCUCUCGAUACCAUGUUAUGUACAGAAAUGCUAGCCGUACAGAAGCAGUUAGGUCUUUCAAAAGCAGGGAAAGCAGUGUUCCAGAAGACCUGCUGCGGCGAGCCUUUGUGAAAAUGAGUACAUCUCCUGAAGCCUUCCUGUCUCUGCGGUCCCAUUUUGCCAGCUCUCAUGCACUGAUUUGCAUCAGCCACUGGAUACUUGGUAUUGGAGACAGACAUCUGUCCAACUUCAUGAUUAACAAGGAGACAGGUGGCAUGGUGGGAAUAGACUUUGGAUAUGCGUUUGGCUCAGCUACGCAGUUUUUGGGCGUGCCAGAGUUGAUGCCUUUUCGCCUGACUCGCCAAUUUGUUAAUCUGAUGAUGCCAGUGAAAGAGUGGGGUCUCAUUUACAGCGUGAUGGUGCAUGCCCUGAGGGCUUAUCGUCAGGAUCCAGAUCUCCUCAUCAGCACAAUGGAUGUAUUUGUAAAAGAGCCUUCUUUGGACUGGAAGAACUUUGAGCAAAGACAGCUGAAAAAAGGAGGCACGUGGAUUAAGGAAAUAAACACAUCUGAAGUAAACUGGUACCCUUUGCAAAAAGUCAGCUAUGUCAAAAGAAAGCUCACAGGUGCCAAUCCAGCAACAAUCACUUGUGAUGAACUACGCCUGGGCCACGAGAAGUCGCUUUCUUACAAUGAUUUUGCAGCUGUGGCUCGUGGUAACGCUGAUCAUAAUAUCAGAGCCAAGGAGCCAGAGGAUGGACUUUCAGUAGAGACCCAAGUGAGGUGCCUGAUCGAUCAAGCAACAGACCCCAAUGUUCUUGGCAGAGUCUGGGAAGGAUGGGAACCCUGGAUGUGA
Messenger RNA from Balearica regulorum gibbericeps (East African grey crowned-crane), 1404 nucleotides. The record is from RefSeq and is a predicted model, not a curated record. NCBI's taxonomy places the organism in Eukaryota, Metazoa, Chordata, Aves, Gruiformes, Gruidae.